AGAAGUCACGUGAUCAUCGUCCUUACCCUGCCGCCAUGAUGCAUGCUGUACGGAGAGCAUGUUGCGGAACUUUGAAAGCCACAAAAUGUGGCUUUUCGGUUCCAACAGCAACACAUUCAGCUGUAAGAGCAGUACCAAGCUUCUUCACAACUCGGGAUUAUGCAGCAGAGGCUGCUAAGGCCACCAGCACAAUAUCUGGAAAAGUUGUAGCAGUCAUUGGUGCUGUGGUGGAUGUCCAGUUUGAUGAUGAUCUACCGCCAAUUCUCAAUGCCUUGGAGGUGGAGAACCGAUCACCAAGGCUUAUUCUCGAGGUCGCUCAGCAUUUAGGGGAGAACACGGUACGAACAAUUGCUAUGGAUGGUACAGAGGGUCUGGUGCGUGGCACUGUCUGUCAGGAUAUCGGCUCCCCUAUCAGGAUCCCUGUAGGCCCUGCCACACUUGGUCGAAUCAUGAAUGUCAUCGGAGAGCCCAUUGACGAGAGGGGCCCCUUCAAUACAAAGCACUUUGCAUCAAUUCACGCUGAAGCACCUGACUUUGUGGAGAUGAGUGUAACACAGGAAAUUUUGGAGACAGGAAUCAAAGUGGUAGACUUGCUCGCUCCAUAUGCCAAGGGAGGAAAAAUUGGUCUGUUCGGAGGUGCUGGAGUCGGAAAGACAGUACUUAUCAUGGAACUGAUCAACAACGUUGCCAAAGCUCACGGUGGUUACUCUGUGUUCGCUGGGGUAGGAGAGAGAACUCGUGAAGGAAACGAUCUGUACCACGAAAUGAUCACAUCCAAAGUCAUCAGUCUGACUGAUGAUUCCUCCAAGGUAUCGCUGGUCUACGGUCAGAUGAAUGAGCCCCCAGGUGCCCGUGCUCGUGUGGCCCUGACAGGUCUGACUGUUGCCGAGUAUUUCCGUGAUCAGGAGGGACAGGACGUACUGCUCUUCAUUGACAACAUUUUCAGAUUCACACAGGCAGGCUCAGAGGUGUCUGCCUUGCUGGGACGUAUCCCGUCCGCUGUAGGCUACCAGCCCACACUAGCCACAGACAUGGGUACCAUGCAGGAGAGAAUCACCACUACAAGGAAGGGCUCCAUCACCUCAGUACAGGCUAUUUAUGUGCCUGCUGACGAUUUAACCGAUCCUGCUCCUGCCACGACCUUCGCCCAUUUGGAUGCCACCACUGUGUUGUCCCGAGGUAUUUCUGAACUGGGUAUCUACCCUGCUGUGGAUCCCCUCGACUCCAUCUCUCGUAUCCUGGAUGCCAACGUGGUGGGAGAGGAGCAUUACGUUGUUGCCCGUGCCGUACAAAAAGUGUUGCAGGACUACAAGUCCCUUCAGGAUAUCAUUGCUAUUCUGGGUAUGGAUGAGUUGUCUGAAGAUGACAAGAUGACUGUGAUCAGGGCCCGUAAGAUGCAGAAGUUCCUGUCACAGCCCUUCCAGGUGGCAGAGGUUUUCACAGGCCAGGAGGGCAAAUAUGUACCACUCACAGAGACCAUCAAGGGAUUCAAGGACAUUUUAGCUGGAAAGUAUGACCACUUACCUGAGGUGGCCUUCUACCUGGUGGGAUCUAUUGAAGAGGUGGUAGCCAAGGCAGACAGACUGGCUGAGGAACAGUCCUCCUAAUUGGGCAGUAACAUAGACCAUUUAAUAUAAUAUACUGUAUCAGAAGCUGAAUGUGUGUGUGAUGAAUACUUAUCAACAAGACCAGUGAGGAAAUGUUUUGGCUGUUCGUAACAUGGAAGUCGGAAUAGUUGAAAGUACUUUGGUGAUAAUUCUAAAGGAUGUGUUUUUUGUUUUAAAAAAGAAAGAAAACAUAGUGCUGUUUGUCUAGGUGAAUGAGUUUACCAGUUUCAGGUUGUGUACAAAGGGACGUUUUUUUAACCUAACAUGUCCCUCUGUCAUACAAGUUGAAAUAAAAAAGGUGUUUAAAUCUA
Messenger RNA from Mizuhopecten yessoensis (Yesso scallop), 1918 nucleotides. RefSeq names its product ATP synthase subunit beta, mitochondrial. Bases 36 to 1607 code for a protein of 523 amino acids. Lineage: Eukaryota; Metazoa; Mollusca; Bivalvia; Pectinida; Pectinidae. The record is from RefSeq and is a predicted model, not a curated record. Gene Ontology annotation, biological process: proton transmembrane transport; proton motive force-driven mitochondrial ATP synthesis. The transcript is spliced from 10 exons. Gene Ontology annotation, molecular function: ATP hydrolysis activity; proton-transporting ATP synthase activity, rotational mechanism; ATP binding.